AUGGGGGAGAGGCUGGGCCGCCCCACGCCCCUCCUAUCCCGCGCACAUGCCUUUGGAUGGGCCAGCAACAGCGUCAAACUAAAAAACUAUGGUGACAAUGAUCAUGACUUCUUGGGUCAGGGCUCACAGAGCAGCCUGGAGGAGGCAGCAGCGGUCAGCCCUUCUCCUAGAGCGACCCGUUCUCCUGUUUCACUGGAACUGGAGCCUGUGGUGAAUAAUGGAUCAAGCGUGCCUGUCUUUACAGGUGGCCACACAAAAGAGCCACCAGCGCACGGCAAACUCGGCCAGGCGUGCUCCUCCUCUGCCCUCUCAAUCUCUACCGCCCUCGUCCCCGGAGAGACGCCGCGCCCGUCGCCCGCCGCUCGCUUCACGCACGGUCCCUAUCACGCCAAGACUAGCAUGCAGGGUGAUGUGUACAACUUCCUAGAGAGACCCGCUGGCCUGAGGUGUUUCCUGUAUCACUUCCUGGUGUUCCUCAUGGUCCUAGUGUGCCUUAUAUUCAGUGUCCUGUCCACUAUCGAGCAGUAUGCUGAUUUUGCCACUGGAUCUCUCUUCUGGAUGGAGAUUGUGUUGGUAGUGUUUUUCGGAUCGGAGUAUGUGGUCCGUCUGUGGUCUGCAGGCUGUCGGAGCAAAUAUGUUGGUGUUAAGGGACGCCUGCGUUUCAUCAGGAAGCCCAUCUCAAUCAUAGAUCUGAUAGUGGUGGUCGCCUCUGUUGUGGUUUUGAGCGUUGGAUCUAAUGGGCAGGUCUUUGCGACAUCAGCUAUCAGAGGAAUCCGUUUCCUGCAGAUCUUGCGAAUGCUGCAUGUGGACCGCCAGGGAGGAACAUGGAGACUUCUGGGAUCCGUGGUCUUUAUUCAUCGGCAGGAGCUGAUCACCACACUGUACAUCGGAUUCCUCGGUCUGAUCUUUUCCUCAUAUUUUGUGUAUCUGGCGGAGAAAGACGCUGUGGAUGAGGAAGGAAAAACUGGUUUUUCCAGCUAUGCUGAUGCCCUGUGGUGGGGUGUGGUUACAGUGACUACAAUCGGCUACGGAGACAAAGUGCCUCAGACGUGGAUUGGGAAGGCCAUCGCUUCCUGCUUCAGUGUGUUUGCAAUAUCUUUCUUUGCUCUGCCCGCGGGGAUUCUGGGAUCCGGCUUUGCUCUUAAAGUUCAACAGAAACAGAGACAAAAACAUUUUAAUCGCCAGAUUCCUGCCGCUGCCUCCCUCAUACAGACGCUGUGGAGAUGUUACGCCUGCGAGAAGCCGGAUGGGUGUGCGGCCACGUGGAAGAUGUACGUGUUGACGGGCGACUACAUCCCCAUCGCAAACUCUGAAAACUCCAGUCCUGGGAAUUUCAGACGCCUGAGCAAGCGAUAUAAGCGAAAGCCCAAAGGCAUGCGUGACAAUGGAUCCAUAGGUCCUGUCGGAGAGAGAACACUCUCCAUCCCUCAGAUCACCUAUGAGCACAUCGAUGACAAAGAUGGCGUCUUCUCAGAAGACUCCCCAGGUAUCACUAAACUCUUUCCAUCAUCAGGUGAGACAGUGAUGGAGUGA
This is a messenger RNA of Paramisgurnus dabryanus, 1533 nucleotides long. It is a transcript of the gene kcnq1.2, whose product is annotated as potassium voltage-gated channel, KQT-like subfamily, member 1.2. Gene Ontology annotation, cellular component: voltage-gated potassium channel complex; membrane. Gene Ontology annotation, molecular function: voltage-gated potassium channel activity. The record is from RefSeq and is a predicted model, not a curated record. NCBI's taxonomy places the organism in Eukaryota, Metazoa, Chordata, Actinopteri, Cypriniformes, Cobitidae. Gene Ontology annotation, biological process: potassium ion transmembrane transport.